Messenger RNA from Contarinia nasturtii (swede midge), 2485 nucleotides. It is a transcript of the gene ath, whose product is annotated as ATP-dependent RNA helicase DHX33. NCBI's taxonomy places the organism in Eukaryota, Metazoa, Arthropoda, Insecta, Diptera, Cecidomyiidae. Gene Ontology annotation, cellular component: intracellular anatomical structure; nucleolus. The record is from RefSeq and is a predicted model, not a curated record. Gene Ontology annotation, molecular function: RNA binding; ATP binding. The coding region runs from base 124 to 2274 and encodes 716 amino acids. Gene Ontology annotation, biological process: positive regulation of transcription by RNA polymerase I. The transcript has 8 exons.
GACUUGUUUCACACAUUGUGUAUGUUUUUGUUAAACGUGAAUUAUGUAGCCUGCUCUUUGCACCGACUUUAAGUUAUUUUUGCGACAAAUUUUUACGUAGAUAAGAAUCAUAGUUUAAAUAAAAUGGAUUCUAAAUAUUCGAUAAUUGAUAAAAACAAGUCAAAUGUGUCUGAAUCUAGCCCAUUCAGUUUAAAGCGAAAAUUUUCCUAUGGCUCUGCAAAUGCAGUACCACAAGCAAAGAAACCGCAUUUAUCAAAUGUUCCGAAACUUUCGAAUCCAUCGCCAAAACAAAACGCCACACAAAAUGGAACGGUGACUACCAAGACCGCUGUUGAUAAUAUUCAAACGCAACGCAAACAAUUGCCAAUAUUUGCUGUACGAGAGCAAUUAUUGCGAUAUUUACAGAAAUGUAAUACAUUAAUAGUUAUUGGCGAAACUGGAUCAGGAAAAACGACACAGAUACCUCAAUUUCUACUUCAAAUCGGACAAGAUGCCAUUGCUGUGACACAACCACGACGUAUUUCGGCUAUCAGUAUUUCAACACGUGUUAGUAAAGAGCUAAAAUGUAAAAUUGGCGAAACAGUCGGAUAUACGGUGCGUUUCGAAGAUGUUACAUCGAAAAAAACAAAAAUUCGUUUUAUGACUGAUGGCUCAUUGCUGCGAGAGGCUAUGUCGGAUCGUCUAUUACUACAAUAUAGCACCAUAAUACUGGACGAAGCUCAUGAACGUACAAUAAAUACGGAUAUUUUAUUUGGUUUAGUAAAAAAUGCUCAGCGACAAAGAAUAGCAUUGAAUAAGAAUCCAUUGAAGAUAAUUAUUAUGUCGGCCACAAUGGAUGUCGACCAUUUUUCCAAUUAUUUCAACAAUUGUAAAACUGUUUACCUCCAGGGCCGAACAUUUCCUGUGAAAAUUAUGCACGUUAAAGAACCACAAAGUGACUAUUUGCACGCAGUUCUAUCCACAGUUUUCACAAUCCAUCAGACAGCACCACCAAAUCAUGAUAUUUUGGUAUUUUUAACGGGUCAAGAAGAAAUCGAAGGGAUGGCACAUCAAAUUAAGGCAAUGAUUAAGUCAAAUAGUUUAAAAGGUCCGACUUUACGUGUUUAUCCAUUGUAUGCGCAACUGGCGCAAAAUCGACAAAUGGAUGUAUUCGUGCCAUCAGCGCAAAAUCAGCGCAAAAUAAUUUUGAGUACAAACAUAGCCGAAACGUCGUUAACAAUUUCGGGCAUAAAAUAUGUAAUCGACAGCGGUGUUGUGAAACGACGAGUUUAUGAUUCAAAAACCGGCAUGGAUACACUAAAAGUGAAAAAAAUUAGCCAAGAUCAAGCGUGGCAACGUUGUGGUCGUGCUGGACGAGAAUCGGAAGGAUUUUGCUACCGAGCAUAUACAUUCAAAGAAUUCAAACAAAUGCCAACAACAACAACACCGGAAAUAUUGCGUAGCAACAUUGCAACGACUGUGCUACAAUUGAUGUCGCUCGAUAUUGAUUGUCGAAAAUUUGAUUUUAUUGAUUCACCACAACCGCAAUCAAUUGAACUGGCCUUGAAUCAACUGAUUGCAUUGGGUGCUGUAAGUUCGGGAAAACGAACUGAAUUAACUGAAAUGGGUAGAAAGAUGGCCAAAUUUCCGCUUGAUCCAAAAUAUAGCAAGAUCUUACUCACCGCACCAUCGUAUGGUUGUUUGGAAGAGGCUCUCAGUGUUGUGGCACUUUUAUCAGGCGAAGAAAUAUUCAUAAAUAACAUUCAUGACACUGAUCGACGUGGUGAUGCAUUGACCGCUCAUGCAAAAUUUGAAAAUGAAUUUGGUGAUCACUUGACGCUGUUGAACGUAUUCAAAGCAUAUGUGAAAACUGAACGACCCAAAACAUGGUGUCAUGAAAAUUUCCUGAAUACGCGCAACUUAGCCUAUGCACAAGAAGUUCGAAAUCAACUGAAAGAAAUAUGCAAUCGCUUCGAUUUGGAAAUCGCAAGUUGUGGCAAUAAAUUUGAUCAGCUAAGAAAGUGUCUUCUAUCGGGUCUUUUUAUAAACAUUGCGGAAUUUCAGCAACGUGACAAUCAUUAUUUGACACUAACAAAUCGUCAGCGUGCCAAAAUUCAUCCGUCGAGUGUACUUAGUGGCAAAUCAAAUGCAGAGUAUAUAUUAUUCACCGAAUUGGUGGCCACUGGAAAAACGUACAUGCGAACUGUUACACAAAUCGAUCCGGAAUGGAUCGAUGAAGUUAUCCCGAACAUUCAACAAAUUAAAAAACUUUUUAAAAUUGCCGACGGUUCGUAAAAAUGCCAUAAAUACGCAAUAAAUACACGUGAACAUAAUUUUUUUUAUAUCAUUUUACAAAUCAACCGAAUGCAAUCUUAAAAAGAGAUGUGAUUAUUAUCAUCAUACACGAAACGCUACACAGCCGAUAAAAGAAAAUAUACGAAAUGUACUAUUUUUUUUUCUUCAUAGGAAUUUAAAAUAAAAACAGAUUUAUUCUAUAAUGUUUUAA